AUGCCGGACGAAACCCCCAAAAAUAUCCGCCCCCUCAACCGCUUCAUAACCACCCACAAUGAAAGCGGCAAAGCGAUCUUCUCAAACGACCUCCCAGAGUUAAUGCCGGUACAAAGAAUCCCAGACGGCGCAGACUUUAGCUUAGCUUACACAUCCGACCACUUCCCCGCGCAAUUGAACAACAAAUUGGAUAUAACGGAAUACUCCAACUACCUGACAAGCCCACCAGGCAUCGUCGUAUCAAGCGGGACAGUCUGCCGAAUCGUGGAUAUGCCACCUGCAGCCAUGAGUCCAAUGCACCGUACCGUGUCUCUUGAUUAUGGUGUCGUCCUCGAAGGCGAGGUUGAGCUCGUGCUUGAUUCGGGUGAAGUGCGGUUGCUUAAGCGUGGUGAUGUUGCUGUGCAGCGGGGCACGAAUCAUGCUUGGAGGAACGUUACUCCCGAUGUCGUUGAUGAGAAUGGUGUCAAGACUGGUCAGUGGGCUCGGAUGAUGUAUGUUCUUCAGCCUUCGGAGGAGAUUGAGGUUGACGGUGGACGAUUGGGGGAGGUCGUUGACGGUAUUGGUGUUCGUGCUAGUACUUAA
Messenger RNA from Penicillium antarcticum, 582 nucleotides. RefSeq names its product cupin domain-containing protein. Lineage: Eukaryota; Fungi; Ascomycota; Eurotiomycetes; Eurotiales; Aspergillaceae. The record is from RefSeq and is a predicted model, not a curated record. The coding region runs from base 1 to 582 and encodes 193 amino acids. The transcript has a single exon.